AUGAGAAUUUGGAUCGUUGGUUAUGAUAUUGGAUGCGCGCUCAACCUGCAGUUGCUCUACAACCAAUUCAGACAACUCUACGGCUCUCAUGGAGAGGAAGACUUCUCACUUCCCGAUCUUGAGCAGCAGAGAAUCAACGAAGAAUCCAGAUGCACCCACUUGAUAAACAACUACAAGACUUCACUUGAGCUGUUCUUUGCAACCAUGUUUGUGAUGAGGAAUGUUUGGAUAUUCGAUUCCAAAUUUAGGUCCAUCAACCGAGCUUCUAAUGUGAAUGUGUUUUGCGUCUCUCUUCUGGCAUAG
Messenger RNA from Linum trigynum, 303 nucleotides. The record is from the annotation of a GenBank genome assembly. NCBI's taxonomy places the organism in Eukaryota, Viridiplantae, Streptophyta, Magnoliopsida, Malpighiales, Linaceae.